AUGAUCUAUCAAAUCAUAAAAGAGUAUUAUUUUUUCUUAAAAAGAUCUCGAGACGAGCGUUUCCAAUUUGCGUCAAGAGCUGAACGAGUUCGGGUGCAAACGAAGCAAAACUACGAGAAAUUGUCGGACGAACAAGGGAAAUUGCAAAGAAAAGUCGACGCAGAAUCUCUUUUCUUGACAAAGUUCGACUCGAUUCCAAUCACUUCGAUCUCGAUUCCGAUCAAAAUCACCGGCCCAAUCAAUGUGACAUUGCCCCGAGAAAGUGUCGAGUUAACAAUCGACUUUGAGAAUGAUCCCAAUGACUCCUUUGAGAACGUUUCUCUCUCAUUUCAAUGGGAGGUGAUCGCUGGGACGGGCCUAGCCACCGCUAAAGCCUACAAUCGACGAAAGUUGACACUUGUACAGUUGAAAUCGGGAGUGAUUGUCGUUCGUGCAACUGUCACCGGCAAGGAUUUCAACGGCAGAGCUGAGCACACGCUGGAGUUGAUUGAGCCACCGGAGGCUUCUCGGCCACCACAAGCUGUUAUUCGACCUGAAGGACCGAUCGAAAGUGUUGAAGGAAACACAUUGACAUUAGAUGCUGAAGGCAGUCUUGUCUCCGCCACUCCAGCUUCUUUUGAAUGGGUGCAAGUCUCGGGUCCAACUGUUGCUCUUUCCGCUACGAACACUCCCAGUUUGAAGAUUGAACGCUUAGCGCAAGGGGUUUACAAAUUUCGAGUGACAGUCAGUGACACCGAAGGGAGAUCCGAUUCAACAACAGUUACUGUCAAUGUAAAAGAAGAGCGUGACGAUCCACCGAAAGCGCACAUCACCGAGUGUGGAACGGGAACGGCGACCGGGAUGGUUUCUGUUCGAUUACCCUUGAAUCAUAUUCAUCUCUGCGCAAACUCAAGUCAAGAUGAUAAAGGAAUUGUUGAAUAUCGCUGGUAUCGAGUCGACUCGUUCACUCAUGAGCUCACUGUUGAUAUUGAUGGGUCAUCAAGUAAUGUGCUGGAGCUAAGAAAUUUACAGGCGACUGAACAACUCGGCGCCUAUGAGUUCGCAUUGGAUGUUGUUGAUGGAAAACACCAAAAAGACUCGACAAAAGUCUCGGUUUUCGUCCACGCGGCGCACAAUUUGCCUCCAGAGCCAAACGGAGGCGGCAAUCGAACAGUGAUUUUACCUGAAUCUUCGUUGGUUUUAGAGGGAAACGCGAAAGAUGAUGGGGUGAUAAAAGCGUUUAAUUGGACACAAAUUAGUGGCCCAUCAACAAUUUCAAUCGUAAACGCGAAUCAAGCAAAAGCAACCAUAUCUAAGCUCAUCCUUGGUGAUUAUAUCUUCCAAUUCUCAGUGACAGAUGAUGGAGGACUAGAGGCACACGAUAUUGUCAAAGUAUCGGUGAUUAGAGGUGAAAACAAGCCACCGAUAGCCUUAGCCGAAAAUGUGACCGUUUCCCUGCCGAUCUCUGUCGUCAAAUUGGACGGAUCGGCGAGCCACGACGAUGCGGGGAUUGUCGCCUAUCGAUGGACACCAGAUGAUGAUACUCCAGCGAUUUUGGAACUCCUCGAUGGCUCACAGAACACUCCAGUCCUCCUUGUUGGCGGCCUAGUUGAAGGGAUUUUUAAAUUCAAUUUCUCGGUUCGUGAUCAACAAGAGGAAAAGGAUGAGAAAUGGGUGUGGCUACAUGUGGAGAAAGGUGAAGCUGAGCGCGAGUCUGUCGAGUUGUUGAUUCGACAAUCUGUUGAGCGAUUCUCCUAUUUACAGAAAUCAAAAUUAGAGAACAGAAUCGCAGCCAUUCUCUCCUCCGGUGUUUCUGGUGUUUCCCAAUUGCACCCAGCAGGCAUUGCCAAACGGGGAUGCAAAAACGGACGACGACAACAACAAAUGGACGCAACACCGAGUGCUGAAGAUCAUACAAGGAUCACGAUUCUCGUUAAACAGAUCGGCUCUCGAAAUCCGCAAACUUUCAAUCGAAUCAUCGAGCGCCUUAAUCGACAACAUGGACUACAAGUCGGCGACUCGGCACAACCGCGCAUCGUCCAGGCAAAUUUUGUCACCAAUGUCGCGAACGAAUCGAUCAAAUUUGGGGAAUUUCAGAUACAUCGUCGCAUUGUUGGGAUCAUCGGGGUCGCCUGUAGGUCACCAUCGACAAGCGAAAGCAAUCAGAAUAGAGAGCGCUCUCCAAACGAGAAAACGAUGGCGAUUCGGCGGCGCUCGUCGGUUGGAGUGAUUGUCGGCAUUGAUGAUGUCAAGAUAUUCUAUGAGAAUUUAAAGUCGGAUUUCUCAUCAACUCUCGUCGACAGUCGUUGCAUUUUGAUUGGUUACAAUGAGGAGGAUUGCACGACGAGAUUCGCAUCAAGAGAAGCUCUACAAUUUGCGGCUAUGGAAGAUGCAGAUGGCCUCGAGGAAGCGAUUCGUGAAUUCGUGCGGAAUAUCUACUUUGUGCAUGAGCAGAAACGAAUGGAUGUCGCUUUCGAGAAAGUGGAUCCUCCACCUUGCCCAUUGCUGCCCGAAGAAGAAAAGUUACGCGUUGGCACCGAGAAUAAAACUUCAAAGACUUUUAGAAGAAAAUGCAUUGGACGCUGCCGAAAACAUCAAGCUGAUUACACUUUGUUAGCCGGUUUACCCUCACAGGCUCUCGAACACUACCAAAAUGCGAUCGAGUUGCUGAAAUCGGCAAACGACUUUUUGUGGCUAGCUGGAGCUCUUGAGGGCUGGGCGUGCGCGGCGAUGGCGUUAAUUUUUGAGGAAAUGAAUACGAAUAGGUCUUCAAUGCAUCGAGUGGCCACGUUAACCCCGGCACAACUACGAGAAGCUGCUCAAGGGAAAAACUAUCACUCGUUGGGUGUAAAUCAUGGACAUCAACGGUAUCGCUCCGACGAGGAUGCCUCGAGAUUCUCGACGACGAACUCGGCGGAACGUGAUGUCGAGAGAAAUGGAAGUGGCGGCAGGAAAACGGCACUUUCGUGGAUAAAAUUGGAUAGAAAAGACAAACUCGAUUCGGUGACUAUUUUGGAGAGCUUCGAGCAAGCGAUUGAACAUUAUGGGAAAUUUGGAUUUGCUUCUUUUCUCGAGUACGAGUGCAUGAUGAAAGCGACAGAUCUUUUCCGAUUGCAGGGCCGAUACAUUGAGAUGGAGGAAUUUCAUCGAACGCACGUCGGCAAGUUCCUCGACGACUCAUUCACGAAAUUCGACCACCAAUUCAAGGCUCAAGUCUGUGCUAACAGUGCCGAGAUGUAUAGAAAGAUCAAUUUUCUCCGGAAGAGCGCCUUUUUCUCGCGGCUUGGCGUCCUCUUUCGUUUGCAUGUGAUGGAUGGAGAGACGAGAACUGUGGCUGAUUAUCGGAGUGUUUAUCCGAUUCUCUUUCGAACACUUUACGGUUACGGGAUCAACGAGACCGCGUCGAGGGACGUCACACAGAGCUCGUCAAGUCAAAAUGGGCCCAUUGAGUUGCAAAUCAAAGCAUUACAUGAGGUCUACACCUCCAGCACCCGUGCCCAACUUAGUGACGCGGCGAUUCGACAUUUAUGCCAUCUACUACAAGGCUACUAUCCCUUUCUCGAGCCAUCGAUGCGUGCCCGUUUGAUCUCGGAGUUGGCCACGCUGAGGAAAGCCGAGGAAAGACGGAGGAAACAUCAAGCCGUUCAAUGGGUUGUUGGAGCGCACUGUUUGCUACGGAUCCACGUCUACAAUUGUUUACCCCAGGAAUUGGUUGUUAGAGAGUUGUGUGUCCUUGGUGAGGGUGUCACUUUCGAGACGGUCCCCUUGCGAUUGAGCCUUCCUCCAUCGCCGGAAAAAAUGCCGCAACGAACCAGUGAUCUUCAAAUGCAGCACGAUCUCAUCGUUGUGCCUAGAACCCCCGGUCAAUUGACGAUCACUGGCUACAGUUGCUCGGUGUUCGGCUUGAAAAAUGUGUGCAAGUUGCGUGCGAGAAAAUCAUUGACGAUAGAAAUCCUUCCCGAAUUGCCGCUGCUCGUCGUGCAAUCCUCUCUCCCAAAAGCCCCGAUUUCGUCGGUUGAUGGUGAAGUAGAUUCGGCGGAAAUCACGAUCUACAGUGGACAAACAUUUCAACACUCAUUGGCUCUGAUCAAUUCGUCGGAUAAACUUGGGAUUUGCGAUGUGAGAGUACAGAUCACUCAACCGAAAGUAAAUGGAGGACCGUCGUUGAUAAAGCUGGCGAAUGAAUUUGACACGACGAAUGACUCACUCUGUACGCCGACGCUGGAAUCGGAGUUGGAAGGCCUAGUUCCGGUGGGUGCUCUUCUCUCGUCGAUCCCAUUGCUUAAACAACUUGUCUUGCCGGCGAUAUCGCUAGAACUGAUCGUGAACGGUGUCCCUUAUUUGUCGCAAGAUGACCUAUCGGUGGGAAUCGGUGAUGUGAAUGUGUUAGAGAUUGCCGUCAUCUCGUCAUUGGAUUAUGAAUUCCACGGUGAAAUGGAGCUCGAAUGCGAGCAGGAGGUGUUGUUGAGGAGAAAAUCGAUUCCCCGUCCACACAAUUUGGUCAUUGUCGGCAGCAGAAAGGUGCCGUUUUCGGUGCCAACAAAGGGUGGCGACGACUCUCUUCUGACACCAAAGUCGAAAAUCGUCUUUCGACUCCUCUUUCGUGUCGAGGGUGUGUACAAGGUUCGACCAAUUGUGCGAGCGCGUCGCGAAGAGCAACAACUAUUCGCUGAUGAGGUCUUCUCGUCGCCGAUUUCGUUCAAUGUGUCGACAAAGACGCGU
Mesorhabditis belari is the source of this 4701-nucleotide messenger RNA. NCBI's taxonomy places the organism in Eukaryota, Metazoa, Nematoda, Chromadorea, Rhabditida, Rhabditidae. The record is from the annotation of a GenBank genome assembly.